Marchantia polymorpha subsp. ruderalis is the source of this 4024-nucleotide messenger RNA. The record is from the annotation of a GenBank genome assembly. Lineage: Eukaryota; Viridiplantae; Streptophyta; Marchantiopsida; Marchantiales; Marchantiaceae.
AUUUCUUAACUUAUUCCUCGGUUCUUGAUUAAUAGCUCUGGAUAAAUCAACUUCAACAGUAAGACGAUCCACUUUACGGAAUUGAAGAGCCAGAAGUUUCCAUCCAGAACUUUGGAAAGCCAUCCUCAGCCAUUUCCAUGACGGAACUGAAUCAGCCCGCAAUUUGAAAAGAUAGUCAGUUGUUCAAAUGAUGAAGAUAAUGAUGAUCAGCACUGAGCAGACAAUCGUUUCCAUGUGACGUCCAGAAAAAAAGGACGCCUAAACAACGUAAGGAAAACUUUCCACACGUGUGAAGUGGAGUUAAUCACUAUUGACUGGUUGAUAAUAUGCAUGAAUCUAGAGCCGAAGUGGACGAAGUGGACAAAAAUUCACGAUUCAUUUUGUAGACCAUGGACAUGGAGCUCUCAAAAGUCCAAAGUCCAGACACAAAGUCUCAGCUAAAUGUAAUGAAGUUUCUAGGAUCGAAUCUUGUGCCUAUGGACAUGUUCGGUCACGUGCAAAGAGGGGCGGACUGACAAAAGGAUGUCGACAAUGGCGGGCUAAAGAUGCCAAUGGCGUCAACCUUCUUGCGCAGAUGAUGAAUAUAUCGGAGAGUACCACGAGGGUUUCUAGCGCAAAUAUGAAAAGAGCUUCGCUCAGAGGAUCUGAUCAUGUGCAGCUUCUGAAUCUAGUCAAACGGUAUCAUUGUGCAGCCUAAGAGAGAAAAAAACUCACCUGUUUCUUCGAUGCUUUUGAAGGCAUCUAGAGAAAGUUUUGUUAAGAGGACGGUGGUGGUUAUUUUCUGCAAAAGCUCUCUUAAGACUUGCUAUGCUGCCAGUUCCGAGAGAAGUAAGUUUUGUACAAGAUGCAAAACUCCUAGAUGGAAGCUGACUUUAAUGCAAACGAGCUACUGUAGGACCACUAGGUCUUUAACAUGCCGUCUGUUCACUACCACAUGUGGGACCACUUGUAGAUAAAGUCGGAAAAAUUAAUAACUCUGCCAAGACCUUUUGAAGUACGGCUUGUACGUCUGUUUCUCACAUGGUUCUCACAAUGUUCGUGUUUCAUAUGUGGAGAGAGAAGCAUAUCAACGUCAUUUGCUGUGAUCUUCCCCAUUUUACAGGCGUCUUUUUUAUCCGAGAGCUUAAACCGCUUCUGUUUUGUUCCAAAAGAGAUGAACUCCUCGCAAGCUACAUAGUAGCAGCUGCAUCGUUAGAUCUAGGUUAGUGUGAUCUGACUCAUGAAUGACCCAGUACAUACUUCUAAAAUAUUUCUGACGCAUAUGGCAUUGACUCGGUCGCCAGCUCUUGAUUGAUAGUGUCAUGAUUAACUUACCUCGAUUGCGCUGGUCUGAAUAACAGUAUGAAAGGAAAACCAGGGAAUUAAAUGAACUCGAAAUAGGGAGCAACGGUUGUGGUCAACAGGUGACGUUAAAGAGCAGGGUAUGCAUGUGGAGCCUUGUGGAGUCGUGUAUAGUCAAUGUGAUUCCUCUCUCAAAAGGAUUCUUGUACCUUUCAAAACCUGAACUUUGUCGGUCUUAGACCAGAUGUGGCACCCUACUGUAGGAGAGAGGGUCGAGAGUCCACCAGCAUAUCUCUCCGAGUUUGGAAUGUAAGUGCAUGACUCAGCUUAUGUGCCCAACGCUCAGCCUAACUUCUGUGUUUUGGAUCCUAGACAAUGUCCAAAAAGAAUCAAAACACUGUUCAGCGGCUUUCAGCUUCUGUACAAUCACGGGCAUAAGCACAUUCUAAUAUAUUUGCAGGUCAUGACACGCAGUGGAACAGAACAAAUAUGUGCGGUGAAGAAGUUUGUGGUUCUUACAUUCUCUAGGAUCAGUGUGGUAUGGGAACGGAAUGAAGUAAUAGAGGCUCCCGCAAGUUGAAUAUUCAUAUGUACGAGGACAUGUGUAUGGUGCUGACUUUACACACUGAGUUAUUUUUACAGUUUCCAGUCUUCAGGCUUGUUGCAAGGGGGUAAAAAGUUCAUCGUUAGACUCAUAUAGAUUGGCUUCACUUUUCAAAUAAAUAAUUUUGUGAAUCGGGGAAGUACUUUUUAUGUAGCCGACAAAACUAACCGAACCUCCACGAAGAAGUCACCAGGAGGGAGUGACAGCUCUACCAGACUAAUUUGUUCGACCAAACUACGGAUGGAACAAGGAAGCCGCUGAAGAUAUCACUCAAAACCAGGCGGGAGGCCAGAUGUUCGGAUCUCAGGCUUAAGAUGUAUCUUGGGGCCUUGGAGGCACUUCUUUAACUUCUGUCAGAUAGACGUCAGUUCUUCGGCUUAAUCAUCACCGAUGAAACAACAUAUUAAAGGAGUGCUCUAUACUAGACCGAUACGUGGAGAAAGAACGACAAGUGUUAAAUGUUCUGGUGGCUCGUGAUGCUCGAUGGGGUCUUCCAAUCCUUUCUGUUAAUUUACUUUGUACUCGAUCACAGCUUCUGAGUGCAGAAACUUUUCAACUUUUGAGACCGUGACUCUCCUCGUGCUCCUCGCAUGGAUGAACACGGAGUGUAGCCAAGGAAUCUGGUUGGAUGAUAUUCCAUCAGAGAUUCUCGUCAUGGUUGCCCGUACCUGUUGGUGGAGCGUAAAAUGUGAAUCUAGAACGAGAUCUUCGAGUCAGUGGGGGUAUCUUCCACUAGCACAUCAACUGACAUUGAGAGGAAGAUACAGUACCGAACAGUCCCCUUCUCUCCUAGGCUUCUUCAUCGAUCCCGUACCGAGGCUGAGAAUGGACUUGCGGCAUACGUACACGAUGAACCAAACGGUGAUAUAGGUCUGAUAUGAAGCUAGUCAUUUAAAAGCGAAGUACCAAGUAUUAGCGAAAAGGAUGGGAACAUCUUAUCUUGUCGUACAGGGAUGAACCAUGUGGGUAGGAUGGGGCUAGUCGUUUAGAAAUUGUAAAAUCGGGAAAAAAGAUAUCAAGUACUUUUUUUGCUCGGUCUCUUGAGACCUCCCUAACAGUUUAUGAAUUCAUAACUUGCAGAAUAUUUGAAAAUUCAAGAGGAUCGCAAAACUUAUCGGGAGUGUGUCUCAGUGGCAGAGCAUUCUUGGCUUUAAAAUACAGUUCCCUAACAGUGUUGAGUCUCAUACUUAUCUCCACUCGGACAGCCGAGCUUCUGCUGUUUGACUUGAAUUGGUCCUCAGCUGCUUCCAACCACUGCAGUGCCCGGGAUUACUGUAAGAGCGACUGUGUCCAGGCUGACAUAUGCUUAAACUUAGAAAGAUGCGAGGACAUUGAACGUCCGAACCUGUUCAGUUCCACCCUAUGCAGUGGAAGCUAGGCGAACAGGCAACGCACAGAGGCAGCCAGCCGUUCGUAACAAGCACAAGACCGCCGUCUGUCAGUUUCUAGAUCUUGUACAGUGUUUACUUACUGUUCACAGGAGUGAGAAUCAGUUGAAGCUCAUCUACCCCUUAGAGCGGAUGCAGCCUCAGUAAGUGAACAAGAUUCAAGCAACGAGCGAUGCAUCUCUGUGCAACUUCCUCAUCUCAAAGUCUGUCCUGAUUCACGUCAGACUAUGCAUCCACAUUUCGAGAAGACUGCGGACUUGUCAUCCAUGGCCUUCAUGUUUGAACCUUCCAGUCGUCACGAUCACAUGAAUGAGGUUUAUAGAAAAAUCUAUAAACCUUGGAUCGAAGAACGUUCACCGAGUUAAGAAGUUGAUCCUUGAUUUAGGGAUCGAGGUAAUGCAUGGUCGAGAUGAAGUGCCACCGUGUUCUCUCCGGAUCAAACUGCACUCGAUGUUUAACCAGAGGUAUGUACCUGACAUCUCGGGCAGUAGUCUCGCGUACCCCUGAAUAUUCAAGCAUCCUGAAUUACAGCACUUUUAUCUAAUAAUGCUUCUAUGAAUCUGAUCGAUGCCAACCGAGAUGAAUCUGGCUGGAGCUAUCAUUUCUCGGAAUCUAGAAAGCAGAUUUGAAUAUUCAUGUCAACCUUUCCAGCCCGGACCUUCUCCUUUAUGUCUUCCGUCACUACUAUGCUGUUGUGAAAAUAGAAUGUUUUCACGCACGUGUUAUGAAUAUUCCCCAAACAGAAUUAUGG